Molecule: messenger RNA, 4247 nt
Organism: Toxotes jaculatrix (banded archerfish)
Lineage: Eukaryota; Metazoa; Chordata; Actinopteri; Toxotidae
Product: hexokinase HKDC1-like
Exons: 20
Coding region: 126-2951 (941 amino acids)
Biological process (GO): glucose 6-phosphate metabolic process; intracellular glucose homeostasis; glycolytic process
Cellular component (GO): mitochondrion; cytosol
Molecular function (GO): ATP binding; mannokinase activity; D-glucose binding
Source: RefSeq, a predicted model, not a curated record
UGCGCGCACUGGACUUUUUCAUAAUUUCAAAAAAAGCGUAUGCACUUGUGUCGUGCAUUGACACAUGAACAUAAACAAAUCAUCUUGAAGUUGAGUUUUCAUGGUGGUGAGUGUUGUACAUCAAGAUGUUGGCUGUUCAUCUUGUUUCCUUCUUCUUCUCCAAACUCAAGGAGGACCCGACAAAGAAGGUGGACAGGUUCCUGUACACAAUGCGUCUCCAUGAUGACCAGCUAAGUGACAUCUCGGCUCGUUUCCAGGCCGAAAUGAAGAAGGGGCUUUCAGCGGAAAGCAACGCCGCUGCCGCAGUGAAGAUGCUGCCAACACAUGUCCGCUCCACUCCUGAUGGAUCAGAGAAAGGACAGUUUCUGGCGUUGGAUCUUGGAGGCUCCAAAUUUAAGGUGCUCCAAGUUAAAGUGAGAGAGGGAGUGGGGAUUAAGAGGGGAGAGGUGGAGAUGGAGGAGAAGACUUACCCGAUACCUAAGGAGUUACUCACGGGAAGAGGAGCAGAGUUAUUUGACCAUGUGUCAGAGUCUCUAAAAGACUUCCUGCUUGAGAAGAACAUCAGCUUGGAGAAGAAACACCCUCUGGCCUUCACUUUCUCUUUCCCCUGUGAACAGCCCUCCCUGGAUCAGGGAUUAUUGUUAAGCUGGAGUAAGAACUUUCGGGCUCGAGGCUUCCAGGGGAAGGAUGUGGUACAGGGCCUCAGAGAAGCUAUUGACAGAACUGGGGGAAUGGAUAUGGAGGUGUUAGCUAUAGUUAACGACACUGUAGCCACCAUGAUGACCUGUGGUUUUGAUGACAAGUACUGUGAAGUUGGACUCAUCAUUGGUACAGGCACCAAUGCAUGCUACAUGGAGGAGCUUCGUCACGUUGGCCUGGUGGAGGGAGAUGAGGGCAGGAUGUGUGUGAACACAGAGUGGGGAGCAUUUGGAGAUGAUGGGGCCCUGAAAGAUUACAUCACCGAGUUUGACAGGGAUGUUGAUGCAGCCUCCAACAACCCUGGGAAACAAAUCUUUGAGAAGAUGGUCAGUGGGAUGUAUCUGGGUGAGCUGGUGAGGCUGGUUGUGUUAAAGAUGGCUAAGCGAGGACUGCUGUUUGAUGGACAUGUGUCUGAUGCCCUGAGGACCAAAGGAAAAAUAACCACUGCACAUGUAGCUGCCAUGGAGGAGUACAAAAAUGGUCUGAGGAACACCAAAGACAUUCUCACGAACCUUGACUUGACCCCUUCACCUGAUGACUGCAUUUCUGUUCAGCAUGUCAGCACCAUUGUGUCCUUCAGGUCCUCAAAUCUGGUGGCUGCAGGACUGGCCGCCAUCUUGACUCGGAUCAAGCAAAACCGGAACUUGAGGACAAUGAGGAUCACUGUAGGUGUGGAUGGAACGGUGUACAAGACCCACCCACAGUAUCCUAAGCGUCUUCAUAAAGUGGUGCGCCGGUUGCUUCCUGAGUGCCAUGUCAGAUUCGUCUUAUCAGACAGUGGCAGCAGCAAAGGAGCUGCUUUGGUAACAGCAGUCGCCCAACGACUGGCAUCACAGAAGCGAAAGGUGGAUGAGACACUGUCUCCCUUCAGACUGAGCCACAAGCAGCUCCAGCUGGUGAAGGCCAGGAUGAGGGCGGGGCUGGAGGCAGGGCUGAAGAGUAAAGGCCCCACUGCAAUCAAGAUGCUGCCUUCCUUUGUGUACCGCACACCUGCUGGCACAGAGCGUGGAAAAUACCUUGCCCUGGACCUUGGAGGAACCAACUUUAGAGCGUUGCUGGUGAACUUUAAAAAAGGUCGGCAACAGACCCCACGACUCUACCAUAAGAUUUACACCAUACCGCUGGAGAUAAUGCAGGGAACUGGAGAAGAGUUAUUUGAUCAUCUUGCGGAGUGUAUCAGUGAGUUCCUGGACUACAUGGGGGUGAAAAACGCUCGUCUUCCUGCAGGCUUCACCUUCUCUUUCCCCUGCGAGCAGUCGGCCAUUGACACGGGCACAUUGGUGAGCUGGACCAAAGGCUUCAAGGCCACAGACUGUGAAGGACAUGAUGUUGUUGGCAUGCUGCGGGAUGCCAUCAAGAGACGCAAUGAGUUUGACUUGGACAUAGCAGCCGUAGUCAAUGACACAGUUGGGACCAUGAUGAGCUGUGCCUAUGAAGACCCUCAGUGUGAAAUCGGACUGAUUGCUGGAACUGGCACUAAUGUUUGUUACAUGGAAGAACUGAAGAACAUUGAGAAGACCGAACAAAAGAAAGGACAAAUGGAAACAGAACAGGGGGCGUCUGAGCAAGAUGAUGGGACAAAAGGAAAAGGGGGGGAUGCCGACAUACGAAGGAUGUGUAUAAACACAGAGUGGGGAGGUUUGGGUGAUGAUGGCUCUCUGGAUGAUAUCGUCACAUCUUAUGAUGUUGAGGUCGACAAAAACUCAAUUAACCCUGGAAAACAAAGGUUUGAAAAGCUGACCAGUGGGAUGUAUUUAGGAGAAGUUGUUCGCCAGGUUUUAUUGGAUUUAACCAGAGGAGGUUUGCUGUUCAGAGGACACGUCACUGAAACCUUAAAAAAACCUGGAAUAUUCGAAACCAAAUACCUGUCACAAAUAGAGAGUGACCGCCUGGCUCUACUGCAGGUCAGAUCUAUUCUCCAGGGGCUGGGGCUCGACAGCACCUGUAAUGACAGCAUCAUUGUAAAACAGGUAUGUGGGGCAGUGUCACGUCGUGCAGCUCAGUUGUGUGGGGCAGGAAUGGCGGCUGUGGUCGACAAGAUCAGAGAGAACCGAGGACUGGACCAUCUCAACAUCACUGUAGGGGUGGACGGCGCACUCUACAAACUACAUCCACAUUUCUCUGGAGCCCUCCAAGAAACUGCACGAGCUAUGGCUCCCCAGUGUAACGUGACCUUCCUUCCAUCGGAGGAGGGCAGUGGGAAGGGCGCUGCCCUCAUCACAGCUGUGGCCAGACAUAAGGAGGAGAUGUAACUUGACAUAACAUGACAAGUUGAUUUAGCAAAGGUUUUUUUUUUUUUUCACUUUUUGUCAUUUUUCUUGCAAUUUGGAACAUCAGAUUCCCUGUGCACUGCUGUUCUUGUCACUGCUAACGUCCUCUGUUGGUCUGGGUGACCUUCAGAUUGCCACGUGCUAUCUCCAAAACAAGUGGAUUCACUAGCAAGGAGCUUCACCUGGAAGUUCUCAAUCCCUUACAGACUUCCCUCCAGCAAACACAACUAUUUGUGCUUUGUGCUGUGGCCAGCAAAGAUGGAAGUACUGCUGACAAUGAUAAAUCUGUCCCUAGUUAUGUACAAAGGUCCCAUAUUUCACACUUUUCUGCUGUUUUACCUGAAGUUUUGACAUCCAAAAGAAGAUGUAUUUGUGCUUUUAAGUACCAAAAACAAUCUCAAUAUAGCUUUACAUCUCCUGUCCUACGUUUCUCUCUGGCGCUCAGCCAAGAACAGGGCAUUUUCUGUCGGUCUCUGAACCCCUCCUCUGAUUGACGCAUGAUUGUUUUCUGAGUGAUGCACAACCACUCUAACAACAGGUAAUGGACUUUAGGUCAGUCAGUGCUGAAAUGGGCCAAACAGACGGCCAAAUUCAGACUAAAAUGCUCCAGUAAAAUAAACUUUAGCCAUUGGUCUCUAAUAUUACUCUUUGUGCUACAAUAUACUGAUUUCCUGACACCCAGUGAUUUUCCAACUUUUCCUCAAUAUUUUUCUGUUAACAGAAAAGGUUAGGUACUCAUUUAGGUUAGUCAGUUAGUUGUGUCGUUUCACAUCCACAGCUGCAUGGUCACACCCUAAUGUUAGCUGUGCACUGAUUACACUCCUGGCCUCUGAUAUCAGAGCUGAGUAUUUAUUCGUAGUAAGUACGUAACUAAGACAAGCUUCAGUUUUCAAAAUGUGAUCAGACUGUACUUGUGACUCUAUGAAGACAAAAACUGAACAGUCUUUUCCUCUGUUCAGAUAUUCACACAUUGCUAUGUGUUGACGUUAGCUGAAUGUGUUUGUUAUCCUUCUGUGUGUGUACUAAAACUACUGUGCUACUACUUUUACACAUAAAUUUCUAUCAAUGAUUUGGUUAAUAGGUUCUUCACUUGACAAUGACAAGAAUUUAAUUAAUCAUUUUUCUAUAUUUAAUGCAAAUCUAUUUAGAAAAUAUGGUAUAUGCUAUAAUAAUGUGAAACAGAGAGAAUGUGUGUGUUGGAGUGUGUACGUGUGUGUUUUUGUUUGUCAGCAAUACUUCAGUAUUGAUGAAGGGCAGGAGGAGGAUAGGAAUGCCGCU